Messenger RNA from Cucumis sativus (cucumber), 881 nucleotides. RefSeq lists its product as uncharacterized. NCBI's taxonomy places the organism in Eukaryota, Viridiplantae, Streptophyta, Magnoliopsida, Cucurbitales, Cucurbitaceae. The transcript is spliced from 3 exons. Gene Ontology annotation, biological process: cytokinin biosynthetic process. The record is from RefSeq and is a predicted model, not a curated record. The coding region runs from base 36 to 575 and encodes 179 amino acids.
UAUUCACUCAAUUUUUUGUUUUGUUGGUUGGGAUAAUGGAUCAUGGUCAUAAUUUAUUUGUUUCUUCAGAUGGGUCUGUGGAAUCUGGUUGGACAGUGUAUUUGGAGAAUUCUUCUUCUUCUUAUUUCAGUAGAAGAAUUGAUGAUUCUAAUUUUGACGCUCAUAAGGAUUUUUAUAAUGAUGAUGAUGAUGAUGAAGAUGAAGAAGUGGAUUUGUCUAUGGUUUCUGAUGCUUCUUCUGGCCCUCAAACUUUCCCGGAACAUAAUAAUGAAGAACUUGUUAAUUUCCCUCAAAAUUAUGAGAACCCUCCGCCGUAUUUUUGCGCUAAAACCGCCGGACGGAGUUUGCUAAAAACUGGCCGGAAAAUGAAGGGCAGUGGCGAGCGACGACGGCAGGAGCAAACCACGUCGUUUCUUGAUGACACUGCUACUUCUGAUCCCAACUUCAACUUCAAUAAUAAUUCGGAGAAUUCAAGUUACCAAAACCAAUUUAACACCAUCAGAAAAUCCUCUCCAUCAGGAAACCAAAGGCAGAAAAAUCAGUGGUUUAAAGGGAAGAGAUCAGGAUUGAGGUAGAAUAUGAUUGAAUUUGGGCUUUGUGAAGACUAUGAAUUUGGCAAGAAGAGUGAUGGAGAAAUUACUAUCAUCUCUAUAUAUAAAUGUAUCAAUUUAGGGUUGUGAUUUGAGAUAUCAAAUGGGAGUUCUUUUUUCUUUUGAAUUUUUAUUUUGAACAUUGAAUUUCUUGUCAAUGGGGUUGUACUACUUUUGCUGUAGCCAUGAGGAACUGAAAAAAAUAACAAUUAUUAUUGUACUAAAUGAACAUGUGUAUGUUUGUAAAGAGAGAAUAAUUAAGCAGCAGUAAUAUUUUUUUUGUUUGUGUUA